Messenger RNA from Schistocerca gregaria, 1669 nucleotides. RefSeq names its product etoposide-induced protein 2.4 homolog. Gene Ontology annotation, biological process: macroautophagy. The coding region runs from base 4 to 1083 and encodes 359 amino acids. Gene Ontology annotation, cellular component: endoplasmic reticulum. The record is from RefSeq and is a predicted model, not a curated record. NCBI's taxonomy places the organism in Eukaryota, Metazoa, Arthropoda, Insecta, Orthoptera, Acrididae. The transcript has 7 exons.
AAAAUGGAACAUUUUUAUGUAAGUCAUUUUAGUUAUUACAGGAGUUCGAGUAACAGAAUACUUUAUGAAUGGCCCCGUUUUCUUGCACAUCUCCCAGAAACUGUUAAAAGUGUUACAAAGGGCAUAAUGUACGCUGUUUUCCGCGGGUGUAUAGAUAGCAUAAAAGGCACUGUAGGAAUAUUUAUUCUGGAUAAGCAGAUAAAAGAAAAGGCAUCUCAGAGUACACCCAAGAAGGACGCUACGCCCAGGAGAAGGGAUUCCUCUAGAAAAGAUGAAACAUCGAAAGUGUCUUCCAAAGAGCCAGAGACAGUUUCCGUGUUAUCUCGGGCACUACAGUGUUGUGCACUAAAUGGUGUUGUGUUUUUAUUCAGUAUAUUUCUUUUUGAAUGUGGGGUGCUGCCUUUUUUGAGAUUCUUCUUGUCCAUACUCUUCGGCCAUUCACCAGACACAGAAAAUACUGUCUGGUCAUGGAUACAUCCAAUCCUCACUUGGACAUUCAGCACCAUGUGGGUGUUGCCUCUUUUCUUGCUAAGCAAGAUUGUAAAUAGCUUGUGGUUUCAGGAUAUUGCAGAUUCUGCGUACAGACAUACCAGAGGUCGUCCACAAAUGUUGAGUAGUGUCAGCAAAUUGAUUGCAGACCUAUUAUUCAGCAUAUUAGUUCAGGCAUUGUUCCUUGUUCAGAGCAUGCUUGUGAGCUUAUUACCAAUAAUGUUUCUCAAUGAACUACUGAGCCUAAUUCAUAUGUGUAUGCUAUAUUCUCUAUAUUCAUUUGAAUAUAAGUGGUUAAACAUGGGCUGGGAGCUACACCAGCGUUUGAAUUUCAUGGAAAACAACUGGCCAUACUUUGUGGGUUUUGGUCUGCCUCUCGCAGUACUCACUGGAUUGCCCUCAUCAUUCAUUGUAAGCGGCUGUAUAUUUUCUAUGGUAUUUCCUAUGUUCAUAAUAAGUGGCAAUGAAGCAGUGCCAGUAACUGGAGUCUGUGAUUAUCCUCUGCAGCUUUUCUCACCUGUUAUAGCAAUAUCGAAUGCCCUAUUCAACCGUACUAUUGGGACAAAACACACACCAUCACAAGCACAGAGAUGAUCACUGCCUUCAAGUGUUCCAUCUAAUAUACCAGAAAAUGUACUGAUCUGUGUAAUUAACUCAACUUUAAAAGACAGGUGUUUUAUAAUUCCUUUUAGUGCUACUUCAAAUUAUUUUGAAAACAUAUCACAGUUGCUUGAAAAAGAGAGAACUUUCAGGUUUUGGGCUUUAUUCGUAGUGAGCCCAUUCAGAAGCAGAUCAGUUUUGCAUAAUUUACAUGUUUUGCUUUAUAAUUUCAUUGAUGCAGAGUUAUGGUACUGUAAGCAGUACAAUAACAGUGUGGAGAAGGAACUAGUUUUUCCUCUUCUUUUCCUAAGAAAUGUCUAAGUGAUGUACAAUCUGUGAUUUUUUCCAAGUAAGUCAGCACAGAGAAAGAGUGAGUGUUUUAAAAGUUGUGAAAUUCUAGUCAUAAGACUUCUCCUUUUUACUCUUGUGUUGGUGUAUACUCUGAUGCACUGCUCACAGAUGUGCAGUGAUUUUGUGCCUCAUUGACAAAUUUUUUGCAUAUUGUUUAGUUAUACUUUUAUACUGAUAUUGAUAUGGAUAUAAAAUAUAUACAACAUAUAACAAUGUUUUUUUCUUUGUU